Spirometra erinaceieuropaei is the source of this 2099-nucleotide messenger RNA. NCBI's taxonomy places the organism in Eukaryota, Metazoa, Platyhelminthes, Cestoda, Diphyllobothriidea, Diphyllobothriidae. The record is from the annotation of a GenBank genome assembly.
AUGCCCGGAGAUGCAGAUCGACAUCUACUCUACCUUCGUGAAUCCGACGAAAGUCCUCGAUACGAUGAAUCGCGAAGGACUGUGGAAAUCAAGCAGAUAUCCAGCUGUCCCGAGCGAUGCACUCAGAUGGUGCGUCAGCUUGACGAUGGCAUUGUGGCGCGACUCACAGACAAUGGAGCUGUCUCCGAGGCAUUUGCAGCGACUAACGGAGUGAAGUGGGGCUGCGUCCUCGCGCCUACCCUCGUCGGUCUCAUGUUCAUGCUGAUGAAGGCCCACGGUGACGAACGUCCUGGAAUCCGCAUCGCCUACAGGACGGAUGGUCACCUCCUCAAUCACCGGCGGACGCACUUCCAGUCGCGUGUAUCCACGAUUGUCGUUCAUGAACUUCUUUUCGACGACGACAACGACUACGCCAUCAACAAUCCCUUCAAAGAGACAUGCAGUGGACUAUGGACCCCUUCUCUGCCGCCUGCAGCAACUUCGGCCAUGUCAUCAAUGUGGUGAAGACGGCUGUCAUACAUCAACCACCACCCGACGCCGCCUACGUUGCACCUCAAAUCAACGUGAACGACGCCAACUGUAAGUGGUUGACAACUUCACCAACCUGGGCCGCACGCUCUCCCAUAACACCAAGGUCGACGAUAAAGUCUUUCGCAGGAUUUUCAUAGUCAGCCAAGCCCUCGGCCGUCUGCAAAGCGCAGUCGGGAAUCGCAACAGUCUCCACCUCAACAUAAAAAUGAAGAUGUACAGAACAGUCAUCCUGCCGGCGCUGCUGUACGGAGCGGAGACCUGGACGGUCCCCAAGAAACGGGCGCGGAGGCUCAAUCACUUCCACUCCAGCUGUCUUCGACGGAUGUUUAAGCUGAAGUGGCAUGACAGGAUGCCCGACACGAAUGUACUGGAGCGGAUGGAAAUCCUCAGCCUCUGUGCCAUAAUGAGACAAUUGCAAAUGUGCUGAAACGAACACCUCCUGCGGAUGAACGAAGGGCGACAUCCCAAACGACUCUCAUACGGAGAUGUCGUCACGAGUUUCCGCCGCCAAGGAGGUCAAGUUCGCCGCUACAAGCAAAGACAUCCCUGAGGCGUCUGCAGAUCAACCCGGUCAACUCGGAAGGCCUCGCUCGAGACGGACCGUCUUGCAGGAGGACAGUGAAGACAGGCGCAGCGAUCUAAGAAGCCAAGCGCAUCACCGCCGCCAGUGCCCAACGCGAGGCUCACUAAUCCCAACUGCGUCCACAUCGCAACACCAACGCUCAACCAUCCCCGACUUGCCCAGGCUGCCAAGGCGCUCUGGGCACCAGUCCGCCUUGUAAGACAUCUCCCUGCCGUCUGCAGCACCCGAACUACAUCAGCCACUGUCCCGCCGUAAAACUCUGUCUCGUCCUCUAAACAAACAACUAACACUGACCGCAACCCCCAAACCCCACUACUAUCCUCCACCUCCUCCACUUCAUCCUCGUCUUCCUUCUCCAUUGACUCAACAUUCGCUACGGCGGCUCUCUGUCCACCACUACUGCACACAAUCUUGACGCACCUACAAAUAUCAACCACCCCAUUAACAACACCGCCGUGUGACCUCGAUCCAUAUCUGUUUUAAUUGCGACCGCACCCUCCCCCCACACAUCGGUCAGGUCGGUCACUUGUGAAUCAAUCGUACAGAGACUGGCGAGCCAAUGCCUGGAGCACCAACCUACAAUCUCCACAGUCGCCUCCAUUGUUUACACUGCCCCCGCACACUCACUCACCGUAGGGGUCUAUUCGGUCAUAUGCGUAUCAUUGAGAGCGGAAUUGACCGCAGUCUCGACACACCCAGCACCUCUUGCACAUCUACCGGGCCCAGCUCAACCCAAACCUCACCGCUCAGCACGGUCACAGUGAACAGCUCCAGCACUGGCACCAUCUCCGAAACCGACAUUCCCGGCCUCUCCUGUCCAAAGGGCCCUCGUACAUUCACCUCAUGCAUCGUCCUGGUCGGUCACUUGCGAGUCCAUCGCACAGAAGCCGUAAACCAGUAUCUGAUGCACCAAGCUACAUCUGAAGCAUCCAUCUCAACCGCUCCCACCGCGCCCGCACGUUCGCCCACCGCAUGGGCCUAUUAG